Episyrphus balteatus (marmalade hoverfly) is the source of this 804-nucleotide messenger RNA. RefSeq names its product ankyrin repeat domain-containing protein 49 (gene Ankrd49). NCBI's taxonomy places the organism in Eukaryota, Metazoa, Arthropoda, Insecta, Diptera, Syrphidae. The record is from RefSeq and is a predicted model, not a curated record. The coding region runs from base 113 to 757 and encodes 214 amino acids. The transcript has 3 exons. Gene Ontology annotation, molecular function: protein binding.
UUGACAGUUCUUAAAAUUUGCCUUUCUCAACAAAAGACAACACAAACAUUUUGGAUUUUGUUUUCUAAUUAUUAUAAAAUAACUUUAUUUUAUUUAAAAUAAAAUAACAAAAAUGACUGACUACGAUUCAGACGAGGAAAAAUCCCAAAUGGAAAAACUCCAAUAUGCAGAUGUUAAGCCGGGAAUGUUUGUUAGCGGUUGGGAUGAUGAAAAUGACUUGAUUGAAGAGGAUAAAAAUCCUCAAGCUAGUUUAGAAAGAUUGAUACUAUGGGCAGUAAAUGAAGGUCAAAUCGACAAAGUACGUGAAAUUCUUGAACUUAAUCCAAAUACAGUGAAUGCUGUUGAUGAGGAUGGUUACACUCCGUUGCACAGAGCUUGUUACAAUAAUUUCGUGGACAUUGCUCAACUUCUACUCCAGUACAAUGCCAAUUUGAAUGCUCAAACUGAAUUGAAAUGGACUCCAUUGCAUUCGGCAUGUAAAUGGAGUAAUGCUGAAUGUGCUGCAUUGCUACUUCAGCAUGGUGCCGAUGUCAAUGCAAAGUCAGAUGGUCUACAGACUCCUCUUCAUGUUGCUGCUACAGUUUCGAAUUGUCGAAAUACAGCAAUGACACUAUUGUUGGACAGAAAUAUCGAUGCCCAAGCUAAGAACAACUCGGAGGAGACAGCGGCAGUUAUUGCUCGACGAACAGGAAUGACGUAUCCAGUUUUUGAAAUUGGUCAUCCAGCAUUUCAAGUUGAAACUGGAUUAAUUGAUUAAAAAUAUGUAUAUUUAUUUUGAGAUUAAGGAAAUAUAAAAGAAAUUAA